AGCCCCCCCUCUGUGUGUGACACAACAACACCACAAAACAAUAACAAGCAUGUCGGACCCGGCCAGUGAUUGACAGUCAGUAUCUGUCUCGGUCACGUUAAGUGUGCUUCCAUCUGCCCCGGUGACCCGGUGGCACCGGCGGCACGGGUCCAGCUCAGGGUUCCAGCCGCUCGAGACGACCCGGUUACCGUGAGCACAUCCCUUGCAGCUUUCGACCCCCCCCCCCCUCAUCUGAAGAGACAGACAUGUUAACGGGGCAUCCCUGGACGCAGACAAGAGGCCCCGCCAGGUGACGCGAUGCUAACGCUCCGCUUGUGUUGUAGCUAGCAGGCAUUUGCUGGUCUACGGCCGGCUAACUUUAGCCUGUUGCCUUCUGGUUCAGGGCCUCUCGCUCCUGCGUCUUCUUACACGCACAUCGGGGGAUUGCAGGGCCAUGGAUUUCCCGGGACACUUUGAGCUGAUCUUCCAGCAGCUCAACUACCAGCGUGUCCACGGGCAGCUGUGCGACUGCGUCAUCGUGGUGGGCAGCAGGCGCUUCAAGGCGCACCGCUCGGUGCUGGCCGCCUGCAGCACCCACUUCCGCGCCCUGUUCACCGUCGCAGAGGGAGACUCCAGCAUGAACAUGAUCCAGCUGGACAGCGAGGUGGUGACGGCUGAAGCUUUCGCCGCCUUGGUGGACAUGAUGUACACCUCCACGCUGAUGCUGGGGGAGAGCAACGUGAUGGACAUCCUCCUCGCGGCCUCGCAUCUGCACCUCAACAAUGUAGUCAAGGCCUGCAAACACUACCUGACCACGCGCACCCUGCCCAUGUCCCCAUCUUCCGACCGACCCCUCCUCCUCCACCACCACCACCACCACCCGCUGCAGCAGGAGCAGCAGAGGCACAAGCAGCAGCAGCAGCAGCAGCAGCAGCAGGUCUCGGACACAGCGGGGAGCGCCGCCCUCGCAGCCAACGGCGACCCCGCGGCGAACGCCGCCGCGUCCAAGAUCCAGCGCUCCUUUCUGCUGCAGCAGCUGGGGCUGAGCUUGGUGAGCUCCGCCCUGGGGGGGAUGGAGGAGGAAGGGGCCGGCGGUAGGGCAGGGGAACAAAGAGCCUCCUUCCCGAUCCGACGCCUCCAGAAACGCAAGCCCUCUCUGGGCCUGGGCCUGUCGGAAGAAAGGCCCAGGCAGAGGCAACGGCCCGCCGGCCCAGACCUGGGGCAGCUGGGAGGCGAGAGGGCGGGCGCGGAGCGAGGGGAGGAAGCGCUGCUGUCCCCGGACUCCGGCAAGGUCGCCGAUGGAUCCAAGUUGGGCGCCGCGAUCGGCGGCCUGGUAGCGGCGUCCCAAGACGAUCCUCAGAUGCCCAGCCAGUCGGACAGCGGACAAUGUGGGGCGGAGGAGUUAGGGGGGCUGCAGGGGGGGGUUAGGAAGGAGGAGGACAUGGGGGAGCAGGACCUCCACGUCAACAGAGCGGGGGUGAAGAUCAAAGGAGAGGAGGGGGCAGAAGAUCAGGAACAGAAGGUGGUGGUGAAACAAGAGCCGCUGAGCUCGCCGGAGCUACCGGAUGAAAUCGGCGACGUGACAUCGCAGGCCGAGCCCGAGGGCCGGGAGGAAGAGGAGGAGGAGGAGAAGGCGGACCUGAGCCCGCAGAGCAGCGACCGCAGCUUUACCGCCGAGCCCGGUUCCCAGCUGCUCAUCAAGAGCGUCAUGGCGGGUGGAGUCGGAGGAGGAGGCUUUGGGUGUAACGGCGAGCUGGGGGGCAAACCCGCUUUCAGUAUCUCCAGCUUCCUCGCAACCAAGGAUUUUGGGAGCGGCGGUGCGGGGCUGGAUGCCGGAGAAGACGAGCUCCCCAACACGACAACGGGCGACUCGGUGGCGCACCACUUCCUGCUCCAUCAGGACGCCGCCAGGCCGCCCGGUUCGGCCUCGUCCUCUCACCUGAAGCCGGGUCCACUCAGCGGCGAGAGUUUCAACGGUUUCGGAGACAACCUACAAGCUGAGUCUUUGUUCCUGCUGCCCCUGCACGACGGGUUGGGGAACCCCAGAGGGGGCGGGGGAAGCGGCUGUGGGGGGCGCGCCGGGGGAGAUCCUUUCGGCGUGGACUUCCAACACUCCGGUCUGGGACUCCACUCCCUGGGGCGAUCCGCCCGGGAAGCGAGUGCCGCCGCCCUGGGUUACCCGGGUUACAGACGCAUCGCCCCUAAAGCGGUAGCCGGCGCGGGGGGGGACGAAAGUGGCGGCGUCCUCCUCCAAGACGCCGCCUCCUCCUCCUCCUCCUCCUCCUCGAGCCUGGCGAGCCCCACCUCACUCCCCCCGCAUCUGACCCGCGCCUCGGCCGACGUCCUGUCCAAGUGCAAGAAGGCGCUGUCGGAGCACAACGUCCUGGUGGUGGAGGGCGCUCGCAAAUACGCCUGCAAAAUCUGCUGCAAGACCUUCCUCACGCUGACCGACUGCAAGAAACACAUCCGCGUGCACACGGGGGAGAAACCCUACGCCUGCCUCAAGUGCGGCAAGCGCUUCAGCCAGUCGUCCCACUUGUACAAGCACUGCAAGACCACCUGCCUGCGCUGGCAGAACGGCAACAUGUCCAACGCCCUGCUGUGAGGCCGCCGCAACCCGAGCGGGAUCAGCGAUGGGCUGCAAUCAAAAGUACUCCAUCCAGCGGAUGUGAUCAGCUGUUGCGCCCCGACGGCAGAGCCGAGUUGGGCGCGAUCAAUGGGAUUGUUUUUCACGAGGCACACACACAUCGUCGGGGCGGCUGAAGGACGGCAGGGAGCAACAGUGCCGACUUUGUUGCUAUGGAUUCAUCACAGAUAGAACCAUAGAUAUACACAGUUAGACCAGACUAGUCCUGGACCUUUUUGUUACAAACUACACCGCCGGCUUGUGUAGUUUGUGUUGAGCCUAUUGAAGCAGAUUUAACCCACUAAUACUAAUGCACAUUAGUGAAACAUGUAGCAUGAGACGGUGCUCCUGUGCAGUCGACCCGACGGAUUGUGACACCUGUGAGUGUUGAAAACUGUUGUCGGCUGUGUGCUCUCUGUACUGUGAACAGAAGGGUGAUCGAGGUUAAGAAGACUCCAGUUCAUCCUUCCAGCCAAACAAAGUAAAGUACCCAAGCGAUGAAAUGUCUGCAUUCUCAGAACCUUUCGGUUUCUAUUUGAGGAAAUCAUAUAUUGGGUUGUAUCGGCUUAAUUCAAGUAACGACAUAAAUACGCUGUAACAUGCACCUUAAUUUGUGUCUUCAUUAUGGCAUUAUUCCUCCUUAUUCAUUAGUGACUGACUGAUGCAUUUGUGUGUUUAUUAAAAAGGAAAGGAAGUAGUGCAGAGAGUCAGUCAUCUAAAGGAAAGGAUUGGCUCAAAAAGGGCUUUGGAAAAUGUAAAUAUUGCACUUUUGUUACAACUCCUGAAGAACUAAACUUUUUUUGCUACUGUACUUGAUAUCAUAUUUAUCUCACAGAAAGCACUUGGACCAAUAGUUCUCCUUAGUUUACUGGACUGUGUUAUUCUCUCACUGCCCCUCAUGGGGUUUCCAAGCUAACGGUCGUAGCGCUUUUGUUAGCGGGUUCUGAAACACAACUUUACAUCGUCUCUUCGAAAUUGUGAGCUGUAGCUGUUUAUUUUUAUAGUGUGUCAUUUUAAUGUCAAUGUGUAUCUGCAGAUCCAUUCAAAUCCAUUGGAGUAAGUAAAAAAUAAAAUAACACAUGCGUUGUUUAAGUGAACCGAAAUGGUAAAAAAAAAAAAAAACACCCUACACGUUUUCCUUUUUGUGUACUUGAGCGUUUGCUGCAUCGAUGAGAAACAAGCGGCCGGCGCCUCCCGGUCCGCACCUUCUCUUGUCCCUUUUUUAAGAGUCCUGUUAACAGAGGACAUUUGAUUUGACGAACCCGUUGGCGGGUGACCCGGGCGCUCCGUCGGGUGUCUCUCCCUGCAGACGUGAGCCACGCGGUUCCGACGGCGGGGAAUUAGUGGUCAAGUGUAAUUAUGAUGCUGUCUUUUAAAAGAUGUUAAUGUGAAAACUGACUCUACUGUUUCCCCCAUGUAUGAAUAUGCCAAAAUGUUGAAAUGCAUUAAAACAAUUAUUAUAAAAGUCAAUGCCUUACGCCCUGAUGCUUGAAAAGCUGGGCUUCUGUUAAUAUGCCAAAUCUGAAGUAUUGUGUUUUUGUCUAUACUUAAAAUAAUAGCCACGAGAGGAAUAAAUGUGUGUCUCUUCACUGUUGAAGGCUACGAAGAUUGUACAGUAUGUUCAGUUGUUGUGUACGCUGAAUAAAAACAAGGAAGUGCA
This is a messenger RNA of Gasterosteus aculeatus aculeatus (three-spined stickleback), 4265 nucleotides long. It is a transcript of the gene zbtb5, whose product is annotated as zinc finger and BTB domain containing 5. Gene Ontology annotation, molecular function: protein binding; RNA polymerase II cis-regulatory region sequence-specific DNA binding; DNA-binding transcription factor activity, RNA polymerase II-specific. The record is from RefSeq and is a predicted model, not a curated record. Lineage: Eukaryota; Metazoa; Chordata; Actinopteri; Perciformes; Gasterosteidae. Gene Ontology annotation, biological process: regulation of transcription by RNA polymerase II.